GCCACCGCCAAGAUGGAGCCGGUGGCGCUGGUGGCGCCGGUGACGGCGCUGGAGUUCGCGGGGGACGCGCUGCUGGCGGGCACGGGCCCGGAGGUGGUGGCGUUCCGGCUGAGCGGCGGCGGGACGGCGGCGGCGCGGCGGAACGUGCUGCGUGAGGCCAGCGUGCUGGGGCUGCGGGCGGAGCGCGGCCCCGGGGCGGCGGCGGGGCGGGUGGCGGCGUUCGGCGGGCGCUGGCUGGCGGUGCUGGAGGUGCGGGACGGCGGGGAGCGGCUGGCGGUGUGCGGCGGCGGCGCGGCGCGGGAGCUGCGGGCGCGGGUGUGGGAGGCGCGGUGGGUCCCGGGCGGGCGGCUGGCGCUGGUGCUGGGCUGCGGGGCCGUGGCGCUGUACGAGUGGCGGGGCGGCGGGUGCUGGCUGCGGCGGGCGAGCUGCGGCGGGGCCGGGGCGCUGCGCUGCGCCGUGCUGGCGGGGACGGGCUGGACGCGGCUGGCGCUGGCGGCCGGGACGGCGAUGGGGACCGUGGUGGUGUGGCGGGUGGCGGCGGCCGAGGUCCCGCAGCUGCGGCUGUGCGGGCACUGUGGCGCGGUGCUUGCGCUCUGCUACUCGGCGCCGCGAGGGCUGCUCGCUUCUGCCUCCGAGGACCGCAGCGUGCGGCUCUGGGCUGUGGGUGACCUGAGCGGUGGGGAUGGGGCCGGGGACGGCUCCUGCCUGCUCGUGUGCUACGGGCACGGGGCGCGGGUGGCCGCCGUGGCGCUGCGGGGACCGUGCCCGGUCAGCGCCGGUGAGGAUGGCGCCUGCCUGGAGUGGGACGGCGGCGGCGGCGUGCGGCGGGACCGGCGCGGGCACCGCGGGGCUCUGCGCGCCCUGGCCCUGCGUCCCGCCGGCGGCUGCCUCGCCACGGGCGGCGACGACGGCGGCGUCCGGCUCUGGCGGCCCCGGCGGGCGGCCGCGGCCCCGGUGGCGGCGCUGGGGGCUCCGCUGCGGCCGCGGUCCGUGCUGCUGGCGGGGCCGCGGCGGGUGCUGGCGCUGGGCGAGGCGGGCGGGCUCGUGGUCUACGAGGCGGCGGCGAGGCGCUGGGCUCCGGUGCUGCCCCCCGCCGCCGGCGGGCCCCGCGCGGUGCUGGCGGCCGCCCCGCUGCCCGACGGGGAGGACACGCUCUGCGCCCUGGCCGGUAGCGACGGGCGCCUCCUGCUCUUCGCCCUGAGCCACCCCGGGGACACCACCGAGCUGAGACUGUUCGAGGGGGCCGUGCACGGGCUGGGCUGGGCCCCCCGCCCCGGGCUGCCCCCUGGUGCCGCCUCCCUGCUGGCCUCUGGGCCCGACGGGGAGAUGCUGUGGCUGGAUGUCACCCACCGGCCUGGGCGGGCGCCCCAGGUGCAGGUCAUGGGACGGUACCUGCUGCCACUCUGCAAGCAGCGCUGGCAUACCUGUGCGGCAUUCCUGCCCCAGGGACGGCUCCUGCUCUGCGGGGACCGCCGGGGGUCCCUCCUCCUCUUCCCGUGCAGCAGCUCCUCAGGACAGGCUGUGGAAAGCACCAGCAUCGCCAAUGGCAGCACCGACCCAGUUGGUGAGGACAGCAGCAGUGAGCCGGACCUGUCUUGCUUGUCACACAAAGAGGCUCUUCCCCUCGAGGCCCCGCUGUCAGUGCUCUUCGGGCUCCACGGGAAGACCGGGGUUACCUCAGUGACCUGCCACGGGGGCUACAUUUACAGCACGGGCCGGGACGGGGUAUACCGGCAGCUGCGGGUGCAGGACCAGCGGCUGGAGGUGCUGCGGAAGCACAGGCCCUGCAAAGGGCUGCAGUGGAUCGAGGAGCUGCGCUUCACCACGGAUGGAGACCUGCUGGUGCUGGGCUUUCACGCUGACAACUUCGUGGUGUGGAGCAGCCGGACAGGCGAGAACCUCCACUGCAUCCCCUGCGGCGGCGGGCACCGCUCCUGGAGCUACUGCAGCAGCGCCGAGGCCGAGGUCUUUGCCUUCAUCAAGUGUGGGGACGUGCUGCUGUACCAGCGCGGGGCCGAGCCCUGCGAGCAGCGGGUGCUGCUGCCGUCGCUGCACGGGCGGGAGAUCGCCUGCGUGCGGCGCCUCGGUGCGGUGGCCGUGCCCGGCCGUGCCGCCGUUAACGUCUUCGUCACGGGCAGUGAGGACACCACGGCCUGUGUGCUGGUGCUCAGUGAGCGCUCCCGUGCCGCCGUGCCCCUCGCCCGCCUCAGUGACCAUGUGUCUAGUGUGAGGGCGCUGGCGCUGGCCGGCCCCGCGGGACCCGGUGAUGAGGGCUUUGGUGAUGAGGGUUUGUCCACCCUGCUCUUCUCCGCGGGUGGCCGGGCGCAGAUCGAGUGCUACCGGCUGCUGUGUGCCGCGGACCCGGCCUCCGAGGGCGCUGUGGGCUGCCAGGUCAUCCACGUGGCUUCCCACCGGCUGGACGAGCACUGGGAGCGGAAGAAGAACAGGCACAAGCUCGUCAAGAUGGACCCGGAGACAAGGUACAUGUCCCUCUCGGUCGUACCUGGGACCAGCACCGAGCAGACGCCGACUCCCUGGAAGUUCCUGGCUGCCGCCUGCAGCGACGGAUCAGUCCGGGUCUUUGGGCUGCUGGAGGCCGCCCGGAAGCUGGUGCUGGUGGCGGAGUCGUUUCACCACCAGCGCUGCGUGCUGAAGGUGGAGGCGUUCCUGCACACGCGGGCAGGAGGGGAGAGAUCACGGUGGGGACCCUCGGGGCUGUGGCCAGAGGCUCCCCAACACCUCCCUUCCAGGAGGCAUCUCCUGUGCAGUGCAGCCACUGACGGCGGCGUCGCCUUCUGGGACAUCACCAGCCCUGUCGCAGACGCAGUGGAUGCUCUGCACCAAGCAGAGGGAGAGAUGCAGCCCCUGGCGCUGGGAGCCCCUCUGCUCACCGUGAUGGCCCACAGCUGCGGCGUGAACAGCCUCCACGUCUAUGAGACACCGGAGGGACGGUACCUGGUGGCCAGCGGCAGCGACGACGGCUCCAUCCACGUCUGCCUGCUGGAGGUGACCCUAGAUGGGGACAGCCCCACGGCGAGGACCCGCCUGCACGUCCUGGAGCGGGUGGCCCAGCCCUGUGCCCACGCUGCCCAUGUGAUGGGGAUCCGGGUGCUGCGCCCGGACCUGCUGCUCUCCGCCUCGGUGGACCAGCGCCUGACACUGUGGCAGCGCAGCCCGGCCGGGCUGGGGGAGCUCAGCACAACCUUCUUCCAUGUGCCCGACCUGGCCGAGCUGGACUGCUGGGAGGUGGUGGAGGCCGGGGGGGAGCGGUGGCUCUAUUGUGUGCUCUGCGGGCAGGGGCUGAACAUGCUGCGUGGUACAGUGCACCCUGAGCCCCCUCCACCAGAGCCUCACCAGUAGCAGGGCAAGUGUGGCCCAACCGGUUCCCUGCACUUAUUCUGUGCCCAUCACCGCAGCCUCUGUCCCAGCCUCCAUGCUGAUGUGUCCCCUCUUGAGGGCACAGGCGUGCUUGGCUCCUUGGGGACAGCACAGCCACAUCUGGGGUGCUCAAGGCUGGUGGUCUUGGGAGAAAGCAGAGGUGACCCCUCCUGAACAAGCUGCAGCUCCCCAGGCAAUAAGGGAGUGGGGUCCAGAGCCCACCCUGCCCAGGAGAAGUUCCUCCUCCCCAAGAUGUGAGGGACCAUAUCCAGGCUUUCCAGCCCUGAUUCCAGAGAGGAACAUGCUCAGGAGGGUGCUGAGCCCUUGGAGCUUGAGGGCAGCAGGAGGCCAAGACCAGGCAAUGGUGCAGCUCGUGCUUUCUGGGAUAGGGCCCUGUAGGACAGCCCUGAUCCUGCAGUGCUGGGGACUGCAGUGACACAAGCAGGGACACUGCUCCUGUGCAGCCCCACAUGGAACACGGUGCUCUGUUAGAGUCACACACACACACACACAAGCAUUUGUCCAGCAACAAAUGUAUUGGACCCCAGUGUUGGGGCCUGGCCCAGGGCUCAGUGAGAGCCAUGAGCCACAGGAGCUCCCUGCCAGCAUGGAGCAACCUUCAAUAAACAGCUUGGAGGGAAGC
Messenger RNA from Strigops habroptila (Kakapo), 4021 nucleotides. RefSeq names its product WD repeat domain 6 (gene WDR6). NCBI's taxonomy places the organism in Eukaryota, Metazoa, Chordata, Aves, Psittaciformes, Psittacidae. Gene Ontology annotation, biological process: tRNA methylation. Bases 13 to 3360 code for a protein of 1115 amino acids. The transcript is spliced from 6 exons. Gene Ontology annotation, molecular function: protein binding. Gene Ontology annotation, cellular component: cytoplasm. The record is from RefSeq and is a predicted model, not a curated record.